Molecule: messenger RNA, 683 nt
Organism: Babesia bovis T2Bo
Lineage: Eukaryota; Apicomplexa; Aconoidasida; Piroplasmida; Babesiidae
Product: proteasome assembly chaperone 4
Exons: 3
Coding region: 54-407 (117 amino acids)
Biological process (GO): proteasome assembly
Source: RefSeq, a predicted model, not a curated record
AAGCAUGCCAGGGAAUCUGUGAUCAUAUAGUUUAUCAAACUCCUCUAUGCGCCAUGGAGGUACAUAAAGCUAGUUUCAGUGUAUACGAUAAGACACUGAAUGUAAUGUCUGUGGAGUUGAAAAGCGGAGUUUACAUUUGGGUUGGCGAUGAGUCGCUGACCUUCCAGGACUUACACUGUGGAUUCCCUAAUACUACUAUCCAGGGUGAAGACACUCUUGGAACUACAUUGAUAGGUGAUUUGGAUGCCAUAUCUUCCGAUAUUUCAAAGGCACUGGCUAAAAAACUCAAUAUACCCGUAUUUCUAAGCCUAAACUACGAUGAAACAGAUUGUACGGUCCAAUCUGUGCUUCAACAGGAGCUCAUGGAUACGAUAAUUAACAUGUAUCCUCAGUACGUAAAGACAUAAUUUGGUGCUAAAGUCAGUAUGUGGUACGCUUAACCGGGUUACAAUGUGCGGUCUGUAUCAUCUAGAAGAAAUCAGCGUGGCAUCUGCAAUACUGCGUCCCGGGGUAACGUACACUUAAAUCAUGUGCUCCACUGGAAGAUCCACAGUGAAAUCGCAUCGUUAUAGCGAAUAGGAGUAUUGACCAGAAAGAUGUUCACAGCUAUAGAAUCAUUUAAUAUCGAAAUAUCGCGAUCGCUGCUUCUCUUUGGCAACUGUUCCCUAAUGUAGAUUUCUCAC